This is a messenger RNA of Neodiprion virginianus, 2330 nucleotides long. RefSeq names its product transmembrane protease serine 9-like. Bases 21 to 1931 code for a protein of 636 amino acids. NCBI's taxonomy places the organism in Eukaryota, Metazoa, Arthropoda, Insecta, Hymenoptera, Diprionidae. The transcript is spliced from 12 exons. The record is from RefSeq and is a predicted model, not a curated record. Gene Ontology annotation, molecular function: serine-type endopeptidase activity. Gene Ontology annotation, biological process: proteolysis.
AGUGUCAACAAAGAUCCACGAUGAAACCAAAUCGAGUUCGAUCGAUACAUCCGAGCAAUGUUCGACUGUACCAGGCAAAAGGUCAGACUGGAUUGCGAUGGGAGUUCUCAAUCAUCGUCCAUCUCGAUACUUUGAUCACAGACGGUGACCGAUCAGCGAGAUUCCUGUUUGACGAAAUAUUUGGAAUCGACGUGUCUGGACUCAGUGGCGACGAUGAGGAAAGAAUUAGGAACUGCACGUGUGAUUGCGGCAUCUCUAAUCAGGAAGAUCGUAUUGUGGGUGGCAGGCCUACCGGACCAAACAAAUAUCCGUGGGUGGGACGUAUUGUCUACGAUGGGCUAUUCCAUUGCGGGGCAAGCCUUCUAACGAACGACUACCUUCUCACUGCCGCCCAUUGCGUCCGCAACCUGCAAAAAUCGAAGAUCCGGAUUGUACUAGGUGACUACGACCAGUACGUGACAACUGAUGGAGUUGCGGUGAUGCGAGCAGUCAGUGCCAUUAUUCGCCACAGAAACUUUGACACGAAUUCCUACAACCACGACGUAGCGCUGCUCAAGUUGCGUCGUCCUGUAAAAUUCACAAAGACUGUACGUCCAAUAUGCCUGCCUAAUCUGGGUUCGGACCCCGCUGGAAAGCUGGGAACGGUAGUGGGAUGGGGCAGAACAACGGAGGGCGGGAUGCUGCCAGGCCAAGCGAACGAAGUCCAGGUUCCAAUACUGAGCCUCACUCAGUGUCGGCAGAUGAAAUACAGGGCCACAAGAAUCACUAGCAAUAUGAUCUGCGCCGGACGCGGGUCGCAGGAUUCUUGCCAAGGAGACAGCGGAGGUCCCCUCUUGGUGCCCAAUGGCGACAAGUACGAGAUAGUCGGAAUUGUUUCCUGGGGCGUGGGAUGCGGCCGGCCGGGUUACCCCGGCGUUUACACGAGGGUGGCGCGAUAUCUGAACUGGAUUCAAACCAAUAUGAAGGGCACGUGCAUCUGUGCGAAGACGCUUAGAAUGAGUAACAUGCUGAAAUUAUAUUACUUGGCUGUAGCGACGGUGGUGUUAUUGGGCCAUGUUCAUCAAACGCAAGGAAAGCAGGUAACGGUCAACCGGGGCAAAAACUUCUUCGGAUUCUUCGGUAACAAGCCACCAGAGUCCGAGGCUGCUCCGGAAAAAUGCCACUGCAGUUGCGGUCUGCGAAACGAGGCGAGUCGCAUCGUGGGAGGCCAGACGACGAAAAAUAACGAGUUUCCAUGGAUCGCCAGACUUUCGUAUCUUAGCAAAUUCUACUGCGGAGGCACCCUUGUCAACGAUCGCUACGUGCUGACGGCUGCCCACUGCGUCAAAGGUUUCAUUUUCAGAUUCAUGUGGUUUAUGAUCAAAGUAACUUUCGGGGAGCACGACAGAUGCGACGAAGGGAACAAGCCGGAGACGAAGUUUGUAAUCAGAGCUCUAUCCGGCGAAUUUAGUUUCCUGAAUUUCGACAACGACGUUGCCUUACUACGUCUCAACGAAAGAGUACCGUUCUCGAAUACUGUACGACCAAUUUGUAUGCCCACUGUCAAAGACAACCAGUACGUGGGCACGAAGGCGAUUGCAGCUGGAUGGGGAACCCUGCAAGAAGAUGGAAAGCCGUCGUGCUUACUACAGGAAGUUGAAGUUCCAGUGAUGAGUUUGGCGGACUGUCGCAACAUGAGCUACAAUCCUCGGAUGAUAUCCGACAACAUGCUUUGCGCCGGUUACCGCGAAGGCCUGAAGGACUCCUGCCAGGGAGACAGCGGCGGUCCGUUGGUGGCUGAACGGAAGGACAAGAAAUACGAGCUGAUCGGCAUCGUCUCCUGGGGGAAUGGGUGCGCGCGUCCGGGUUAUCCCGGCGUUUAUACCCGUGUCACGCGUUAUCUAGACUGGAUACUUGAAAAGGCAAAAGACGGUUGCUUUUGCGAAGACUGAGAACCGCGUGACGUCACAACCGUGUGCCAACAAUUUUUUCAUUAGUGGUUUGUCAUUCGUAUCGAUCACGGACAGCCGAAUUUUUUAGUUUCGUCCCAAAACGCUUAUUCCUAUAUUCUAGUAAUUUUUUGUACACAUAUUUUUCAAUAAUUUUAGUUUCUUUUUUUUUAUAAUCAUCUAAUACAUACCGUUGGAGUACGGACGGUGUCUAUAAGGAUUUGUAUAUAUAUCAUAUACGUCCACUAAUUUCGCGGCUAUAUAAACUUAUUUAGCGACUAUGUUUAUAGGAUAUGCUAUAUUUUUCAAUUUAUGUACGUAUAUUUGGUUUUAUUCAAAUUCAAUCGAUUAGUCGGUAUACCGCGCAGAAUAUUUUUUAAUAAACUUCCAGACCAUAAUUUA